AUGGCGAAAGAUGACAUGGCAGAGGUAGAUUUGGCACCAAACGGAGCAGAACCCCCCGGCGAGGCCCCCUCGGCGUUUCCCUAUGAGGAGUUCGAAUGCAAAAUCUGCUACAAUUAUUUCGACCUUGACCGCCGGGCUCCUAAGAUCCUUGAGUGCUUGCACACGUUUUGCGAGGAGUGUCUGAACACGCUUCACCUCCGGGAGGAGAGGCCAUGGCGCAUCAGCUGCCCCGUAUGUCGCCACCGGACUCCGGUGCCGGAUUAUCGGAUACAAAACCUGCCCAACAACACCAAGGUGACGGAGGAUUUUCCACUCUACAUCGACUCGGACCCCCUGCCUCAGGACGCUUUGCCGCCGUACCCUCCCCCGCUGCACCCAGCUCUUGUCGCCCUCCGCCGAGAGGAGGCGUCGGGGACGACCAGCGUCAGCCAGGCGACCCCGUCCACUACCGUGUCCACAGCCACCACCCUCUCCCAGGACUCGGUGCGCUACGAUAGCUGUCAGAGCUGCAAGCGAGUGGCGCUGACCACCGGCUGCGUCUGCGUGAUCUUCUCCUUUCUGUCCAUGCUGGUGUUGCUGUUCAUGGGCCUGAUCUUUGUGCACAGUCACAGCAUUCCUCCCUCGCCGGCGGGACCCAUUUGCUUGUCGGUAGCCAGCAUCCUGGCCAUGUUCUCGGUGGUCGUCACAUGGCUCAUCUGCUGGCUCAAAUACAGACCGGACCACGAGACCGGCCGCGCAUCCGCCACCAGUAACUCCAGGAGAAACGCCUGAUAGGCUGCUGGCUCUGACU
Messenger RNA from Micropterus dolomieu (smallmouth bass), 790 nucleotides. Its product is annotated as E3 ubiquitin-protein ligase rnf152-B. Gene Ontology annotation, biological process: protein ubiquitination. The transcript has a single exon. Gene Ontology annotation, molecular function: ubiquitin protein ligase activity. The record is from RefSeq and is a predicted model, not a curated record. The coding region runs from base 1 to 771 and encodes 256 amino acids. NCBI's taxonomy places the organism in Eukaryota, Metazoa, Chordata, Actinopteri, Centrarchiformes, Centrarchidae.